Messenger RNA from Exserohilum turcica Et28A, 630 nucleotides. RefSeq lists its product as uncharacterized. The record is from RefSeq and is a predicted model, not a curated record. Lineage: Eukaryota; Fungi; Ascomycota; Dothideomycetes; Pleosporales; Pleosporaceae. Bases 1 to 630 code for a protein of 209 amino acids. The transcript has a single exon.
AUGGUCUUCGGUCUUCUCUCUCUCGUCGCAACAGUUCCUUUAACAGCAUCGUCCGUCUUGACGCUCCAAGAGCAAGCCGAGAAGAAUGAUAGCGAUGGCCCUAGCUCGGAAUGGAAAUACGAAAAAUGCCAUAUACGAUGUCGAGCAACCAAAAGGACGCCAGAGGACCGCAAACAAAUGUUCCAGGACAGCCGCGUAGUGAUUUGCGAAGGCCGACUAUACGUUCAGCUGUCCACAUACCAAGGACCGCAUCUCCAUCCCUUCUCUGGCUACUACCUACCAUUCCCCCACUCCAAUUUCGACGGCAUUGUCUCCACAAUUUCAGACAAUCCUCCACAGUUAAACUGGGUAUAUCUAGACACCAACUCCGACAUCUUCCACUUCAGCCAUGGAUUGCGGGUAGAGGCGGAAGAAAGGCUGCCCGGGCCAUGGGGUGCCCGCGUCUGCUCCGAUGGCGAAAAGCGAUAUCUAUUCGAGAACUGGGAAGGCUUCCUCGCCGUGGAAGAUGAAAACAAGCCCGGCUUAUGGAAGCUCUGCUUUGACAAGCACGACAAUGGGCUCGAGGGUAAAAUACGAACAGGCCAAAGGACAGUAGAAGUGGAGCUCAUACGCGAGGAAAUGCAAGACUAG